AUGGCUAUGAAGUCUUUGCUGCUUAAUCAGACAAAACAAUUAUUCACCAAACCGAUAUGGUAUCCAAGAUCAAGAAGAGGCCAUCAUAAAAAACCUUAAAUUUUUAUUUUUAUUCAAUAAUUUUUCCUACUAUAAAAUCUCAAAAAAAUAAUUACUUCUAUUUUAUAGUGUAAAAAAUGCAAUUUUUCCUCUAGUAUAUUUUUUAAGUUUCCCUCAAGACGAGAUUUGGACUGUAUUGACAAGUCUCAUAGAAAUAUUAUUGAUGAUCUUGGAAAUUCCUACCCAGGCUCAAACGACAUCGAUUACAUGAAUUGGCUUUCAUCAAUGAGAAAUUAUGAUACCCCGGCCGAUUCAGACGUCCCUGAUGCUUAUUAUCCUGAGCAAGCAAAUAAGACUUGGAAUAUCCUUUAUGGGAAGCUUAAAGAGCUUCAUAGCCUUUACGCUUGUGACGAACACAACCAAAACCUCAUUGAGUUGGAGAAUAAAAACAUUUACACUGAAAAUGAAGUCCCUCAGUUUUCUAAAGUAAAUAAUUGGCUAAACUCAAAAACAGGAUUCAAACUAGUUCCUGUUGGAGGAAUGAUUAAUGCAAGAUCAUUUUUAUAUGGACUUGCUUAUCGAGUAUUUUUUGCAUCAAGGUAUAUUAGGCAUAUUUCUUCCCCAUUUUACGCAGUCGAACCAGAUGUAGUUCACGACCUAAUGGGGCAUGUUCCACUUUUUGCGAAUGAGGAGAUGGCCGAAUUUUCUCAAGAAAUUGGUAAGAAAUCACUUGGAGCUAGUGACGAAAAAAUUGACCAAUUAGCUAUAAGCUAUUAGCUGAAAUUUACCAAUAUAUUAUUUAAAAUAGAUGAAGUAUGGACAAUUUAAAGCAAAAAACUAUAAAAUUUAUUACUACUCACUCCUCCAUUAAGCUAAGUUAAGUUAAACUAGCCAGGCCAUACGUGGGCGAACCAACGGACCUCACACACCUCAGCUCGAAAGUGACUCCAGAUCGGGUUCUGAUGUGGCCAUACUCCCAGACCCAUCGCCAUCUUGAUUUCUGGUCUGAACUACCUGUCCAGAGUAUCAACUCCUUUAUAUAGAGCCACUUCUUGGAGAGUGCCCCGAUGCUCCCGAUGCGGGGAGACCAUGUAGUAGGAAAAACUGUCUAGCCCAUCUGGCAGGGAUAGGGAAAACCUUCGGGGGAGAAAUAAAACUUCCUUUUCGGCAUAGCUUCCCCACCUCUGAAGGCCUACCUGGGCAAGGAACGAGGCCCUGUGUCUCAGUUUCAUCAGAAAUGGGUCCUACCAGCUCCAUAGGAGGUGCGCCUCGGAGUCCAACUUCCGUCAACGUCACCAUUUUAUUUCUUCCUCCUCCGUUAAGUAAUUUUAAAAUAUAGUAAAUUUUAAUUUAACUUCAUAUUGCAUCUCUAUUUGUAUAAAAAUCUCUAUAGGCUUAAUGAAAUUAAUACAGAUAGGAAAAAAAAUAUAAAAACUUUUUGUCAUAAAGGUUAGUAGAAUUUGGCGUUAUUGGUGAAAAAAUUCUCGGAGCAGGGAUUUUAUCCUCGAGUGGGGAAAUAAUUAAUGUCGGUGAAAAAAAAUGUAAAGUCGAGCCUUGAGAACUCAAAAAGGUUCUGAAUGGGCGUACAUAAAAAGCCCUAUUUUUAAUGCAUUUUUACCAUCAAAAACAAUUGAAAAUUUAAUUCCAUGCUUAAUCCUGAUGAAAGCCAUAUAGUGGUUCUAAAAUUAUGCAAAAAACCCCCUGCAUAUGGAGCAAUUUCACCUUAAAAACAAUCAUAUAAAAACCCAUUGGUUUUUUUUCUUAUCAACUCAUUCUGAAUAUGGACUACGUUUUGCACGACUUCCAACCGCUUUUAUUUAAAGCUAAUAGCCUCACAGAAAUGAAAAAGUUCGUCUUUGAAGCUGUAGAAAGCUAA
Blepharisma stoltei is the source of this 1915-nucleotide messenger RNA. The record is from the annotation of a GenBank genome assembly. NCBI's taxonomy places the organism in Eukaryota, Ciliophora, Heterotrichea, Heterotrichida, Blepharismidae.